GUUUUAUUAACCCGGAAAUACAGCAGAACAGUUGCCCCCCAUACCCUGCUUUAAGAUGGCUUUCAGAGCUGGUUAUGUUUUCAGCUACCUUCUGAAAAUUUUGUUGGAAUACCGGUCAUAAUCUGAUGGUGUGUGGACAUUAGAUCGGAUUUAAGGGGGUUCUGUCCACUUAUAAGUGGUGUCCGAUCUCGACGACACACAGUUUCCCUUCAGCAGUCUGCACGGCGCUCGACUCCUCUGGCUGUAGAGUCGAGUUUGUAAAUAUUUCCAUCUCUCCAGUCAGACUGCAUCCAGAUCAGUGCUUCUGAUCAAAUGGCCACCAUGGAGAAGCUGAUGAAAGCGUUUGAGUCGCUCAAAUCCUUCCAGCAGCAGCAGCAAGGCCCGCUGUCGGCCGAGGAGCUCGUCCAGAAACAAAAAAAAGACCUUGCUACAACCAAAAAGGACAGAGUGACUCAUUGCCUGACGAUAUGUGAAAACAUCGUGGCGCAGUCGCUGAGGACAUCUCCAGAGUUCCAGAAGCUUCUCGGAAUCGCUAUGGAAAUGUUCUUGCUGUGCAGCGACGACAAAGAGUCUGACGUCAGGAUGGUGGCAGAUGAGUGCCUCAACAAAAUCAUCAAAGCAUUGAUGGAUUCCAACUUGCCUAGGCUGCAGCUGGAACUGUACAAAGAAAUUAAAAAGAACGCUGCCUCUCGGAGUCUGCGGGCAGCCUUGUGGAGGUUUGCUGAGCUCGCUCACCUUGUUCGUCCACAGAAGUGCAGGCCGUAUCUUGUGAAUCUGCUUCCGUGUCUGACACGGAUCACAAAACGUCAGGAGGAGACGGUGCAGGAAACUCUUUCUUCUUCAAUUCCUAAAAUCAUGGCUGCCCUGGGUCACUUUGCCAAUGAUGGGGAGAUCAAGAUGCUACUGAAGGCCUUUGUUGCCAAUCUGAAGUCCAGUUCUCCCACUAUUCGGCGAACGGCGGCCAGCUCGGCUGUCAGCGUGUGUCAGCACUCACGCAGACCACACUACUUCUACACCUGGCUCCUCAACGUGCUGCUCAGUUUGGUAGUGCCAGUGGAUGAGGAUCAUUCCAGUCACCUGAUUCUGGGUGUGUUACUGACGCUGCGCUACCUGAUGCCUCUUCUUCAGCAGCAGGCUCCUAACACCAGCCUGAAGGGCAGCUUUGGUCUUGUUCGUAAAGAGGCGGACAUCACCCCUGCACCUGAGCAGCUCAUUCAGGUCUAUGAAGUGACCCUGCACUACACGCAGCACUGGGAUCAUAAUGUGGUCACAGCGUCUCUGGAGCUUCUGCAGCAAGUGUUUCGCACUCCUGCACCCGCGCUUUUGUACGCACUCAUCACGCGUGGUAAAAUAUCACACACCAGUGUCUUUAGAGAAGAGACAGAGUGCCGUGCACGAAGUGGCAGCAUCCUCGAACUUAUUGCUGGUGGGUCAACAUGCAGUCCUCUCCUCCUCAGAAAGCAGAAAGGUAAGCUGUUGUCAGGUGAAGAGGAGGGUUUGGAAGAUGACCCUGAGAGGACAGAGGUCCCCACAGGAUCAUUCUCUGCCUCGGUUGGUGGCGACAGCUCCAGUGAAGCUCCCUCCUCAUCCGGCGUUUCGUCUCUUGGCACAUCUGACAUCAUCACAGAGCAGCCACGCUCCUCCCAGCAUGCCUUGCAGCCGGGAGACUCAGUGGACCUGAGUGCGUCAGAGCAGGGCGUAGGGCCUGAUACUCCAGAUGAGGAAGACGAGGACAUGCUAAGUCGCAGCUCAAGCGGUGGCGCCGGGGUCGUCAGCACGUCCGGUGACUUAGUAACCGAUGGGAACCAGAUGUCAAUGGGAGCAGUGUUGUCGUCGCCCCCUAGUGACAGUUCCCAGACGACUACAGAGGGGCCGGACUCCGCUGUGACGCCUUCAGACUGCGCCGAGCUCGUGCUGGACGGCAGUGAUAGUCAGUACUCAGGGAUGCAGAUCGGCACAUUGCAGGAUGAGGAAGAGGAGGGUGCAGCUCCACCGCCUGAUAAACCUCCAGAGCCUUUCUCUCAGUCAGCACUGGCUUUAAGUAAGCCCCAUCUUCUGGAGGGAAAAGGUCACAACAGGCAAUCAUCCUGUAGCAGUGUGGAUCGAUUCAUACCAAAGGAAGAGGUCCAGGAAGCCGCAGAUCUCGACAACAAGCCAUCUAGGAUUAAAGGAGAAAUUGGUCACUAUACUGACCCAAAGGAAGAGCCUCUGGUGCACUGUGUGCGGUUGUUGGCUGCCUCCUUCCUGCUCACCGGCCAAAGAAAUGGGCUGGUUCCUGAUAAUGAGGUCCGUGUGAGCGUGAAGGCAUUAGCCGUUAGCUGUGUGGGGGCAGCAGCAGCUCUUCUACCCGAAUCCUUCUUCAACAAACUCUACUUGCAGCCAUUAGAAGGACAAGAGCCAGAUGAGCAACAGUACAUCAGUGAUAUACUGCAGUACAUUGAACAUGGGGAUCCUCAGAUCAGAGGAGCAACAGCCAUCAUGUGUGGGGCUUUAAUCCAAGGCAUCCAGCUCAAGACACGCUACAACACAGAGACAUGGCUGUCCCAGAUCCACUCCGUCACAGGAAACUCUGUGACACUCAAAAAUGUUGUGCCUCUGCUGCAACGAAGUCUAAAAGAUGAAUCUUCAGUCACAUGUAAAAUGGCCUGUGCUGCUGUUAGGACCUGUAUCAUGGCGUUGUGCAGUGGAAGUUUAAGUGAACUUGGCCUGCAGCUGCUCAUUGAUUUGCUGACCCUGAAAGACUGCUCCUAUUGGCUGGUUCGCACUGAGCUUUUGGAGACCCUUGCUGAGAUCGAUUUUCGGUUAGUAAGUUUCUUGGAAAGAAAAACUGAGAAGUUGCACAAAGGAGAGCAUCACUAUACCGGGCUGUUGAGGCUCCAGGACAGGGUUCUAAAUGAAGUUGUGCUUCAUUUACUGGGCGAUGAAGACCCGCGUGUGAGACAUGUGGCAGCAAACACCAUCAGCAGGCUGGUGCCCAGGUUGUUCUUUGACUGUGACCAGGCUCAGACAGACCCGGUUGUGGCCAUAGCUCGAGAUCAGAGCAGUGUGUACCUGCAGCUGCUAAUGCACGAGACCCAGCCUCCAUCACAGUUCACUACCAGCACUAUUACACGAACAUACCGUGGCUACAAUCUGGAUCAGAGUGCACCGGAUGUUACAGUGGAGAACAACCUAUCCCGGGUCAUCGCUGCCGUCUCCCACGCCCUCACCUCCUCCACUUCCAGAGCCACCACUUUUGGCUGUUGUGAGGCUCUGUGCCUUUUGUCCAGCACCUUCCCAGUGUGCACUUGGAGCACAGGCUGGCAUUGUGGCUAUGUGUGCUCCUCUGUCUUUCAUCUCAACCGCUCCAGCCAGUACCGCAGCCGAGGACAUUCCUUUAGGUACACACUCCUCAUCUGA
Messenger RNA from Carassius gibelio (silver crucian carp), 3399 nucleotides. Its product is annotated as huntingtin. The record is from RefSeq and is a predicted model, not a curated record. NCBI's taxonomy places the organism in Eukaryota, Metazoa, Chordata, Actinopteri, Cypriniformes, Cyprinidae. Bases 313 to 3399 code for a protein of 1028 amino acids. Gene Ontology annotation, cellular component: nucleus; cytoplasm. The transcript is spliced from 24 exons.